Molecule: messenger RNA, 1846 nt
Organism: Cervus elaphus (red deer)
Lineage: Eukaryota; Metazoa; Chordata; Mammalia; Artiodactyla; Cervidae
Gene: OXER1
Product: oxoeicosanoid receptor 1
Exons: 1
Coding region: 704-1846 (380 amino acids)
Biological process (GO): G protein-coupled receptor signaling pathway
Cellular component (GO): membrane
Molecular function (GO): G protein-coupled receptor activity
Source: RefSeq, a predicted model, not a curated record
UUUAUCAUGUAUGUGGACCUGGGACCAUCACACACUCUGGAACUGUCAGGAAUCUGAGAAUCAGGACAGCAGGCUGUUUCCACUAGGCAGUGAGCAUAACGGUCAAGGUGUUGACUGGACCCUCCGCCUCCUUCUCCCAGGACAACAUCUUGUUGGCUCCACAGUCCUUGCUGCCAGAGUUGGUGGGGGCAGGGAGCCACCCAGUCUGUAUCUGUGAUGGGAGUGGGGUGGGGGCCCAGGGUGGCCUGCAUGGUCCCGAGAGCUGUGAGUUGUCAGGACCAGCUCCUGCCUUCAGGCAAGCAAAUGUCGGACCACUCAGGGCUGUAAACACGCUCCCCAGCCACACCCCAGCCGGGCCUUCCUCCUGCUUCAGGGCUCCUCUGGGCCUCCUCUCACCCUGCUGAGCCCUCAUCCUGGUGUGCCAGAGGCAAUGCAGAUUCCAGUCUGAGGCUGGGCUUAGAGACCUCACAGGCUGGCUACUCUUUACUCUGGGGAGGUGGAGAGGGAGGGAGAGCGGCAGGGUUCCUCUUCGCAUGCAAAUAGGAACACAGGGUGUUUCUUGGUGGCUGCAAGGAUAAUGAUGAAACCCCCAGGAUAUUGAGUCAUUGUGCUGGCCAGCUGAUAGCAAGCACUGACCCCGUGCAAUUGCACAGGGGUCGGACAGCUGGAGAAGCGUCUCUCAGGUCCACGGCCCAAGCAGCCCAUGGGAUUUCCUAACCUGAGCCAUCCCUCUCCCCUUCCUUCUCUCUCUCCCUCCUGGCUCCCUCUCUCCCUCCCUCCCUCUCCCCCGUCCUCCUCUCCCUCUGCCCUGACCACUGCCUUGGGGUCACCUGGAGAGGCCACUGCUUCUUGCCACCCGGCCUUCUCCCCCAUCGUGUCUGCCCUCCUGGCGCCAGUCCUGGGCAUGGAGUUUGUCCUGGGCCUGGUGGGGAACAGCCUGGCCUUCUUCAUCUUCUGCUUGCGCACGCGGCCCUGGACGUCCAACACCGUGUUCCUGGUCAGCCUGGUGGUCGCGGAUUUCCUCCUGAUCCUCAACCUGCCCCUUCGUGUCGAUUACUACCUCCUCCACGAGACCUGGCGCUUCGGCGACACCGCCUGCAAAGUCAACCUGUUCAUGAUCGCCACCAACCGCACGGCCAGCGUGGUCUUCCUCACGGCCGUGGCGCUCAACCGCUACCUGAAGGUGGCGCGGCCACACCACGCGCUGAGCAGGGCCUCGGUUGGGGGCGCUGCCCGCGUGGCCGGGGGUCUCUGGGGGGCACUCCUGCUCCUCAACGGGCACCUGCUGCUGACCACCCACUCCAGCCAGUACUGCCUCAGUUACUGGCUGGGCACGAGACCCUCGGCCUCACUCAGAUGGCACCAGGCCCUGUUCGUGGUGGAGUUCUUCCUGCCGCUGGCGCUCAUCCUCUUUGCCAUCGUGAGCAUCAUGCUCACCAUCCGCCGCCGCGGCCUGGACGGGCAGGCGGGCCCGCGGAGGGCCAUGCGCGUCCUCACCGCUGUGGUGGGCGUCUACACCAUCUGCUUCCUGCCUAGCGUGGUCUUCGGCGUCGCUUCCAUCGUGGCCUUCCGCCUGCGUGCCUGCCGCGCCCUGGAUCUCUGCUCGCAGCUCUUCCACGGCUCCCUGGCCUUCACCUACCUCAACAGCGUCCUAGACCCCGUGCUCUAUUGCUUCUCCAGCCCCAGCUUCCUCCGCCAGGGGCGGGCGCUGCUGGGCCUCGCCCAGGGCUGGCAAGGCUCAGACGGCGACAAGAGCACCUACUGGCCCUCCGCCAGGCGCAGGGCAUGCUCUAGGAAGGCGGCGGCCACAAGGAGGCUGCAGGCGGAGGUCUCGGAGGAAGACUGA